AUGUCUGGUAGAGGUAAAGGUGGUAAAGGUUUAGGUAAAGGUGGUGCUAAGAGACACAGAAAGAUUCUUAGAGAUAAUAUUCAAGGUAUUACCAAACCAGCUAUUAGAAGAUUAGCUAGAAGAGGUGGUGUCAAGCGUAUUUCUGGUUUAAUUUAUGAAGAAGUUAGAGCUGUCUUAAAAUCUUUCUUAGAAUCUGUUAUCAGAGACGCUGUUACUUACACUGAACACGCUAAGAGAAAGACUGUUACUUCUUUGGAUGUUGUUUAUGCCUUGAAGAGACAAGGUAGAACCUUAUACGGUUUCGGUGGUUAA
This is a messenger RNA of Arxiozyma heterogenica, 312 nucleotides long. It is a transcript of the gene HHF2, whose product is annotated as histone H4. NCBI's taxonomy places the organism in Eukaryota, Fungi, Ascomycota, Saccharomycetes, Saccharomycetales, Saccharomycetaceae. Gene Ontology annotation, cellular component: nucleosome. Gene Ontology annotation, biological process: nucleosome assembly. Bases 1 to 312 code for a protein of 103 amino acids. Gene Ontology annotation, molecular function: DNA binding; protein heterodimerization activity; structural constituent of chromatin. The transcript has a single exon. The record is from RefSeq and is a predicted model, not a curated record.